This is a messenger RNA of Marmota flaviventris (yellow-bellied marmot), 963 nucleotides long. Its product is annotated as olfactory receptor 2T33-like. Lineage: Eukaryota; Metazoa; Chordata; Mammalia; Rodentia; Sciuridae. Gene Ontology annotation, biological process: G protein-coupled receptor signaling pathway. Gene Ontology annotation, cellular component: membrane. The record is from RefSeq and is a predicted model, not a curated record. Gene Ontology annotation, molecular function: olfactory receptor activity; G protein-coupled receptor activity.
ACUAUGGAGAAGAGCAACACCACCUCUGACUUCAUCCUCCUAGGACUCUUCAAGCACACAGGACUCCACCUCUUUCUCUUCACUGUGGUGCUCACAAUAGCCAUCAGCUCUCUGGUGGGCAAUGCCCUCAUGAUUCUCCUGAUUCAACAGGACCUCCGGCUCCACACGCCCAUGUACUUCCUCCUGAGCCAACUGUCCCUCAUGGACAAAAUGCUGGUCUCCACCACUGUGCCCAAAAUGGCUGCUGACUACUUGACUGGAAUCAAGUCCAUCUCCACUGCUGGCUGUGGCUUGCAGAUCUUCUUUCUUCCAACUCUGGGUGGUGGGGAGUGCUUCCUCUUAGCAGCCAUGUCCUAUGACCGCUAUAUGGCUGUAUGCCACCCUCUGUGCUACCCCAUGCUCAUGAGCUGGCCACUGUGUCUGAGGAUGACCGUGGGGUCCUGGUUCCUGGGAGCAGCUGACGGGCUGAUGCAGGCAGUUGUCGCCCUGAGCUUCCCGUUUUGCAACAGGCGAGAGAUAGACCAUUUCUUCUGUGAGGCCCCCACGCUGGUGCGCUUGGCUUGUGCUGACACGUCUGUCUUUGAGAAUAUCAUGUACAUCUGCUGUGUGUUGAUGCUCCUGGUGCCCUUCUGCCUCAUCCUGACCUCCUACAGUCUCAUCCUGGCUGCUGUCCUCCGCAUGCGCUCCACAGAAGCCCGCAAGAAGGCCUUUGCCACCUGCUCCUCACACAUGGCUGUGGUGGGGCUCUUUUAUGGAGCUGCCAUUUUUAUCUACAUGAGACCCAAAUCCUACAGGUCAGCUCACCACGAUAAGGUGGUGUCAGCCUUUUAUAGCAUCUUCACCCCUAUGCUGAACCCCGCCAUCUACAGCUUGAGGAACAGCGAGGUCAAGGGAAGCUUAAAAAUGUGGCUGGGAAAAUGUGCAAAUAUUAAACACCACCAAACUUGGUCCUGUUCAAGAUGA